Colletotrichum navitas is the source of this 1416-nucleotide messenger RNA. RefSeq lists its product as uncharacterized. Lineage: Eukaryota; Fungi; Ascomycota; Sordariomycetes; Glomerellales; Glomerellaceae. Bases 1 to 1416 code for a protein of 471 amino acids. The transcript has 2 exons. The record is from RefSeq and is a predicted model, not a curated record.
AUGCAGCAAAUAAGCAGCGAAAGACAAGAGAACAGAACCGACUUUUCUCUUGACAUGAGCAGCCCCGAGCCGCAGUUCAGCCAGAACUAUCAGCAUCAUUGCGAUCUCCUAUCAGACCUGCGCAAACAAGACAUUCUGCACUUGGAUGACAUAAUGGACAAUGUGGCAUUCAAUCCUACGCCAGAGACACAAGCCGGCGAGCCAAGUGUGAUUGAUGGCUCACCUGAAGAUCAGAUAAACCAGACUCAAGAUGCGACCUAUUUCCUGCUACAGGACGCCGAGGUUCGCAAACUUCAAGAUGAGGUCAUCCAACUACACACGCAGCUCGAAGACAAUGAGAACGAGAUUUUCAAACUCGAAUCUAACAUUGCCGUUGUCGAAAAUAACUAUUCUCAUAUCAAAACUGAGGUUGCUUGUGUCAGAACUGAGAUUGCCUGUGUCGAACAGAUGGUCGAGGCUGCUGAGCGCCAGCGAACCGAGAUGCAGCAGUUGUACCAGCACAAAGUUUCCGAGCUUAUGACACACAUCGGCAAGCUUAAUGGUAAUAUUUGUGAUCUCAAAGCGCAGGUUGCAUCCCGCAAGGCACUCAAGUCCCAAGACAAGGCCAUUGCCAACUCGCAAAAAGUUUCAGACGACGUAAUCAAAGCCAGCUGGAGAACAAUGACAUACAACAUCAGUAGCCUCGUUUCCACCAUCCUUACAGGGAAUCCCUCCCGGCAUGAUCUGGACCAUCAUGUUCACGAGGGCAAAGAGGAGUCUUGUGCUUGUUGCCAACUUGAUGCACGCCAAGUCCUGCUUCUCCAAAACGACGACACGAGAGAAUGCGUCGUCGAGAAGCUCGUUUGGGACGCUGUUUUCAGCCACAUAUUCUCCCCCAACGGAGUUCGCUUUGGUAGGAAUCGGGCCGGGACACCAGGCCAGUUACUGUCUGCUCUCUUCAACCAGUUGCUUGAAAGGCCUGAGAUGACAAACAACCCCACCAUGCUACUUCGAUGGAAGGCUGAGAGCGCCGUCAUGAUGGACAAGGUCAUCGGCGUCGACAACAAAGAGCUAGAUACUAUCGUCGACAAGGAAUACGGGGGCCUCUGCGUAUUCAUUCCCCGCGACUGUCCCGACAUCACAGUCGCGCGACAGAGUCUUUAUCACCAGCUCCGGAACAUUUUCAAGGAGGCGACUGAGAUACACCGAAUCUUGAUGCAAUCCCGCGCCCACUUUUAUAUCGAUCUGGUUGAUACUGAAGCCGUUGUUCAUUAUAACCCGGAGUAUCAUGAAGCCGAGGUAUAUGAGACGGAGCUGAGCCCAAAGAGCACCGUCCUGCUCGGGAUUUCACCGAGUCUGGUCAAGUGCGGAAAUGCCGACGGCGGCAACUACGACAAGAGCAACCGGCUGGUCAAGGCAUCAGUAAUCUGCGACUAG